Molecule: messenger RNA, 1599 nt
Organism: Panonychus citri (citrus red mite)
Lineage: Eukaryota; Metazoa; Arthropoda; Arachnida; Trombidiformes; Tetranychidae
Product: protein YIPF1-like
Biological process (GO): vesicle-mediated transport
Cellular component (GO): Golgi apparatus
Molecular function (GO): small GTPase binding
Source: RefSeq, a predicted model, not a curated record
CUUUUGAGUUCUGAUGUUUUUUAAUUUUCUUCAGAAUUUUAAUUUUUCCAAUUUGGAUAAUUUAAUUGUUAUGUUUUCUUUGCUUCUGUGAAGUUUUGAACAUUAAUAUCUUAAUUAAUCAGUAUAGAAUUUGAUUGUUGAUCAAAUUGGUUUGAAAAAGAAACUGUGACUUGUCAAUUGUUGGUUGGUUACCAUUAGAUUUGAGGUUUUGUUUUCUAUCAACAUCAUCAAUAUCUGAUCACAUCAUCAUUGUUAAUUAGUGUUUAUUGACACAACUACGGUUGCUUAUUGUUUAAAAUUAAUUCCACAAUUGAAUGUGUUUAUCUUUCUUUUACAGAGAUCAUUUGACUAUACCGAUUGUUAAUUGUGGAUCACUUUUUCUACCUCAGUUCUUUGGUUGUCCCUAUCAAAUUAAAGGGGAUGUUUCUGAGGCCUUAGAUUUGUGUUGCUGUGGCUAAACAGAGAGACCAAUUGAAAGGAUACUCUUAGUGUUCAACUAAUUGUUACUAUAAUUUUUUUACACCUUCGUUAAGGUGAUCUCUCAUUUCUCCUGAAACUAAUCGUUAUUAUCGGAGAAAAUUAUUAGGACAAUUUAACCGAUAAACAUGGACCAACCAUCAGCAAUCCUUGAGCUUGAUAAUGCUUUGGCUAUUGACAUGUCUGGAGCUGAUAUGAACACUGGAUUAGCAGCAAAUGAAUUACAAUUUAAAGACUAUCCUAGAGAAGCAAGUGGAUCAACUAAUUUAUUACCCAUUGGAAGUAAACAAAAUUAUUCAUCACCACCCAGAGGAGGUGAUGAUGGACCAACUGAUGACAAUGAAGAAUCAGAUUUAAUGGCAAAUGGUGCUAAAGUUAAACAACCGGCCAGUUUUUGGCAAUUAAAUUACUUUUCUCAAUAUUUCAAUGUAACAACACAAGAUGUUCUGGCCAGAAUUCUGUGGUCAGUUUUACCCAUGAAAUCUGCCACUGGUGCGAGUUACAUUGAGAGACACAUUCAGAACAAUGCUGAUAUUUAUGGACCUUUUUGGAUCAAUGUCACUUUAAUUUUCUCAAUCGCCAUUUUCGGUAACAUAGCAAAUUACCUUUCAACCAGAGAACAAGAUUCAUGGCAUAACGAUUGGAAUAAACUUGGAUUAGCUGCAAGCAGCGUAUUUAGUUAUACUUUAUUUGUUCCCGUUCUACUUUGGUUUUUCUUCUGGUUUCGAGGUUGUACCAUCACUUAUACACUUUUCGAGAUAAUUUGUGCCUAUGGUUAUUCUUUGUCGGUUUAUAUUCCAAUUUCUUUCCUGUGGAUUAUUGAAAUUCGUUUAUUACAAUAUAUUCUAGUCAUUGUUGGCGCUUUUCUGUCCGGUAGUGUGUUAACACUCUCAUUCGCACCAAUCGUUAACAGUGAUCCCUCACAAACCUUUAAAACCUCGUAUUUUAUGCUGCUAUUGAUUAUUGGUCUUCACUCACUAAUUGCUUUCUCAUUUUUAUUUUACUUCUUCUAAAUCAUUCUCAAAGUAUGGAUAUAAAACUCCUUCUAUCAUGAAAAAUUUAACAAUCUAAAUGUGUAUAUUUUUUUUCAAGGAAAAAUAUAAAAACAAAUUUAAAUACCAA